This is a messenger RNA of Triplophysa rosa, 1866 nucleotides long. Its product is annotated as pseudouridylate synthase TRUB1-like. Gene Ontology annotation, biological process: tRNA modification; mRNA pseudouridine synthesis. Gene Ontology annotation, cellular component: mitochondrion. The transcript is spliced from 8 exons. Gene Ontology annotation, molecular function: RNA binding; pseudouridine synthase activity. NCBI's taxonomy places the organism in Eukaryota, Metazoa, Chordata, Actinopteri, Cypriniformes, Nemacheilidae. The record is from RefSeq and is a predicted model, not a curated record. The coding region runs from base 35 to 871 and encodes 278 amino acids.
AAGACGUCAUCAUACUGCGCAGUAAGCGUCAAGCAUGGCUGAUACGAUAGCAGCACCAAACACUACAUUAUCCCAACUGCAGUCUUUGCAUGGUAUAUUUGCCGUUUUUAAGAAACGGGGCCCAACCUCGGCAGAGGUGUUAGGCAGGCUGAAGAAGAAGCUUUUAAGGGAGGCUGGUGUUGCAAAUACAAAAUCACGUAAAAGAAAAAAACUACUGAAAAUCGGCCAUGGCGGCACUCUGGACAGCAAUUCAUCUGGUGUACUUGUGAUUGGAAUUGGUGAAGGAACAAAGAUGCUUACCUCAUUGCUCAAAGGACCAAAGCGUGUGGUGUUUUUACAGAAAUACACAGCUGUUGCAGAGUUAGGGAUAGCAACCGAUACUCUUGACGUCAAAGGAAAUGUUGUUGAAGAGAAGAAAUAUGAUCACAUCACAAAAGAAGCUUUGGAGGAGAAGUUGAAGGAGUUUACUGGUGAAAUUAUGCAGGUUCCACCUCUAUACUCAGCCCUGAAAAAGAACGGCAAGCGCAUGGCUGCCUUGAUGAAGCAAGGUCAGGAGGUCGAGCCUAAACCUGCACGUCCUGUGAGAGUCUACGGUCUCUCUUUACAAGACUUCAGCCCGCCGCUAUUCACAUUAGACCUUGAGAGUGGAAGUGGAUGUCAUGUCAGAAGUCUGGUUGAUGAUCUUGGAAAAGCGUUGUCAUCUUGCGCUCACUUAAAGGAAUUGACCCGGAUCAAGCAGGAGGGCUUCAGCUUGGAGGAUGCGUUAAGGGAGGAUCACUGGACCUUCGCAGACAUCGCUCAAGUUUUGAAGCCCUGCCCAGUAUCACCAGAGCACGAGACGAAUGCCAAAAAAAUAAAACUCGAAGGAUAAACUCUAAAUCUAAGGGUGUGGCUAUAGAGCAGAGCAUUGCAAAAUGCUUACAGGUUGUGAGUGACAAACUACAUUUCCAAUGAGAGGAAAUUGCCAUGUCCACUCUGAAAUCAUGUUUUUUUCACCUCAGAAGUAUUGCUGAAAUGGGAUUAUUUCUCUCUUUUUCGGACACUGAAAGACUUAUUCGUGCCUUUUACAUAAAGGCUUGAGCUACUGUAUUAUAACUGUAUUAUGCACCUGAGCUUCCUAAAAGCAUCCUCUGUGUGCUUUAUUAGAGUAACAUUCAUGUGUGUUGUAUUUCGUUUAUUACAUUGAUUUUUAAAAAUAUAAUCAUUCAUUUUGUAUUAUUCUGGUUCUUGCUUAAUCUUAUGUUGCAUGCUGUUUUGUCUUCACAAGAUAAGUUUUAUUUCCAAGUUUAACAUCACAAGACAAUGUUGUCAAGCAGUAAUGUUCCGCUGUCUAUGCUGGCAUAAUAACCCCUAUUGAAUUUGUUUCUAGUCAGAUCAAUUCUAUAAAUUCUGCUCUUUAUUAUAUCUUCACUUUGUCUCCUGGCUGCUGUUCUUUCCCCCCAUCUCUGUAUAUGCCAAGUGGUUGAUUAGAAGAAUGAACUUGAGCCAAGGGACAAAGUCAAAAAGCGAUCUAGUGACACCUAGCGUAAGAACUACUGAACUGGACUUUUUGUUAUAUCAAGUUGGAUCUAUCAAUACCUUUGAUCAGUCUCUACAUCCUGUCUUCUUUACACUCUGCUAUUUUCUACAGCUAUUUUGGUUUGCUAAUAAAUAUCUAUGUCUUGCAGUUUGUUUUGUUUCCAGCAUAAGAAAUGUUCUCUGUUCUGCAUCUUUAUAUAAUUUGUUUAAAAGUACUGUAAAUACCUGAUAUACAAAUACAUUUUAUAGAAGGGGUUUUGCUCAUUUGUAACCUCAAGGGAAGUUAUAAUACGACAUUUUGUGUUGUAACUCAUAACAUUAUGGUAAUUUCUUUAAAUAAUAUGUCAC